Messenger RNA from Sycon ciliatum, 1827 nucleotides. RefSeq lists its product as uncharacterized. The transcript has 3 exons. Lineage: Eukaryota; Metazoa; Porifera; Calcarea; Leucosolenida; Sycettidae. The coding region runs from base 136 to 1647 and encodes 503 amino acids. The record is from RefSeq and is a predicted model, not a curated record.
AUCGCCAGGCGAGCUCAGGUAUCCCUUUCCCCUGGAAACUGUAGUUGCACCCCGACAUCACCAGUUGCAAGUCUCUGCUUCUAGGUUUCCACUGCAAGGAUCUUAACUACAAGGAGUGAUCACCAUACCCUAGCAAUGGAUUCCCAUUACCAAGCUGUUCAUUUUGAUGAUAAUGCAGCAGUGGAAGUUAGUACUCAAAAAAUAUUUUUUGCAGUACUAAGCAGUUUUUUAAUUGCGUUCCUGAUUCAUUUAACUUACCGUUUACAACAUACCAGAGCAUCACGUGACAAUAGGGAAGUGUGCACAGAUCAAGAAGACUCUGGUAUAGCCAGCUCCCAACAUGAACCUGAAGAUAGUUUCCAGCCAGGGGACCCAGUAUCAGUGGAGUAUGGGCUGAAUAGUGUCCUUUUUGAUGUCUGGCAAGCAACAUUAUUACCUAUGCUGUCAGUUGCGGAUAUCUUUCAGCUGUUGGGCGCGAGCAGACGACUCAGGGAGAUGCUGUUGAAUGAAUACACGUUCAAACGGAUAUGUCAGCAUCGCUACCAGCUGAGUGUUGAUUUGGGCGUGGAAUAUAUGUCAACAGCUAAACAUCUCUUUAUUGCCCACAGCGUGGCUAGCCUGGAUGUGUUCGAUGACAUCACUAAUCGCUGCAAGAUAUGCCGUCGGCCUCAGAAACCUGACCCGAACUCUGCUAUCGAACAUAGCGUCAGAAAGCGAUUGAUUGUGCAGCUAUCAUGCUUAGCGUUGUUGCCGCCUAAAACAUUUGGUCAAGCUCCUGAAUUGAGUAUUUUUGGUUCAUUGAUGCCACACCUAGGGGAUCUAUAUCUGUCCGGCGAAGAAGCAAGUUCAUUUCUCCCGAACCUUUCCUCCGAUAAUAUCGGGAAUGACUUGAACCCGCUCGGAAUUGCUCUCUCAUUUGAAGUGAGAUUGUACAGACUAGCGGAUGUGGUGAAGUGGUGGUUCCAGCGUUUCCAAUCCAUUGAAAAGUACCAGAAAGCCAUCUUGAACAGAAUAGAGCAAGAACUUGAAGAGGCGGUUUCACACAUGCCUUGCAAAAACCUUUACAGACGGCUUGUUGAGUUUUCUGAAUGCUUUCACGGCGCUUCAAAGAGAAAUGCACGCCUCUUGCCAUCCCUGGCAAAGGAUAUGCAGAUCUUUAGUAUACCUCGGUUCCCUAUUACCGGAUGGGCCUAUAACCCCUACUACGUUUGGGAAAACAUGUACGACCUUAAAGGGCCUCCGAUUGAUGACCUGUGCGCCAGCGAUAUGUGGAUUAAUGCAACCAUUAAAAUGGCACCUUACCAUUCGGUUUUACUGUUCCUAAUCAAUGGAUCGAUACGGACGUCGCGAGUAGAGGAUUACUUCAUCGCCAUCAUGGAGUACGAAGAGUACUGGGAAAGUCUUCCCCAUUCCAGGCGACCAAGUCGUGCAGCUCUACAUAUUGGAUUGGGAGACUAUCUGCUCUCGUUAGAACCAGAAUCGAAUCUUCAAAAGGAACUGAACAACGUGGACCUAUACAACGCAAUGUUGCAGUUUGGCCAUGAACUUGUUCCAAAAGAAUCCUACAGCCUAUUGCAGAGGUUCUCCACACUACUACUAUCGGUUUUCGGUUCAGUUCUGUUAUUUUUAAAUACUACCAUAGCCUGAGAAUCGAAGCUGAAAGUGCUCAACCCACACGUGUCUCAGACCCCGUCUUAUUGUUAAUGGCAUCUAUGUUUUCGCUUUUUCUUCAUCAGCACUGUAUGUUAUUCAUCACCUAUUUAAAUUCAGUCAAAACUUUCUUAACCGCAGUUGCCGCACACAUCUGUUUUCCACGACAUUAUUCGG